AUGAGCGCGGAAAAGUACACAGACUACAGGCAGCCGAAUGACGAUUUGCUUUGGUCGCCAUCAACGAAUGCAUCCAACAACUACAGUCUAUCGUCAAUGGGCGUGGAUAGCCCACCAGAGUACAGCUCCUCAUUGCCGCCGAUAAACAUACUCGGGCGGGAGACAACGUUUAAUAACAGCAGAUCACUGCCAUCGUCUAUACCAAUGAAUGAGUUAUCCAUCAAUCCAUCACAUAUCACUGUACCGCCUCCACUCGAUUUCGAUCUCGGCUUGCGUUUGACUGACGAUAACGGCGUGACUAUCACAUGUCCAAGAUACGAGCAACAGGAAGAAAAUAGCUUGGAUGAGAAAGAAUUAGAUGACGAUGACUACGCUGAUGAUUUCGUUGAAGGAGAUUUCGACGAUGAUGACGAUUGGGGUUGUGCACAUGCCGAGCACGGUACCUCAGCCAAACGGGGACAGUCAGCUUAUAGUCACCCUAGAGCAAAGUCACCAACGCCAAUGGUUGACACGGAUAUUACUAAGCGUAGUAGAGGACGGAGAGUGCCUACGCAAGACAAUCAGCGCGUGUUUAAAUGUCCAGAUGCUCGCUGUCAGAAGGUAUUUGUCAGGAACGAGCAUCUCAAGAGACAUAUCAAGAGCUUACAUAGAGACGAGAAACCAUUUGAAUGUUUAGAUGCUGGGUGUAACAAGAGAUUCACCCGGUUAGAUAACAUGUAUCAGCACCUUAGAGUACAUGAUAAAGACUCAAAGACUCAAAGCAGGAGAAGAUCAUCAACUUGUGCAUCCAACUCACGCAAGCGUUAG
Wallemia ichthyophaga EXF-994 is the source of this 807-nucleotide messenger RNA. Its product is annotated as Zinc finger protein C3H1.11. Lineage: Eukaryota; Fungi; Basidiomycota; Wallemiomycetes; Wallemiales; Wallemiaceae. Gene Ontology annotation, molecular function: DNA-binding transcription factor activity, RNA polymerase II-specific; RNA polymerase II cis-regulatory region sequence-specific DNA binding. The record is from RefSeq and is a predicted model, not a curated record. Gene Ontology annotation, biological process: regulation of transcription by RNA polymerase II. The transcript is spliced from 2 exons. The coding region runs from base 1 to 807 and encodes 268 amino acids.